ACUAUAGGUACCUACCAACAAUAUAAAAACACAGUAAAGCAGGCGUUCUGGUUUGAGCAAAAAAGUUCUAAUUUUAAUUACUUGAGCUUCAUUCUGGAGAAAUAGUUUAUUUCAAAUCAUUCAAUGUUCCGUUGGAUUGUGUUGUGGUUCGUCUUUAUUUUAAAAAUCUUUUUCCUACCCAUAUUCAUAUUCAUACGAAUUUACAAAUUCAUCAUAAUGAGAGUAUCAGAGAUAGUAAGAUCCUCGCGUCGACUGAUGAGUACGCGUGCAGAAUACAAUGGAUUGAUUAUACAAGAUAGAACUAAAUUAAUGUUAGAAAAAGUCGCUCAAGAUGAAGGGUUUGUAGACAAAGACAUUACCUGCUACGGCCAAGUUGGCAAAGGACAAGGUGUCACAGGAGAACUCUUUUUUGUAAAUAUCUAUGCUAGAAAUAGUAAUAAACGCCUAGAACUUCUCAUUAAACAGGCGAGUACUAAUAAAAAGGUACUUGAAUAUUUUCCAGUCAACCUCUUUUACAAAAAUGAAGCCAAUUUUUACGAACUUGUUUGGAGAGAAUUUGAGAAACAACAGCAAAGGCGUCUUGGGCGUCUUCUUUUCGAUAAUAUCCCUAAGGCUUACGAUUACAAUGUUAACCCUGGAGAGGAAUGCAUUGUACUGGAAAAUGUAGGAAGUAAAGGUUUCCGCAACAUAAAUAAAAGGGAAAUCGUACCUAAUGAUAUAAUGGAACUUAUUGUAAAAAAGUACGCACAAUUUCAUGGUUUGUCAUAUGUACUUAAAAAGAGCGAUCCACGAAAAUACGAUGAACUAGCACAGAAAUUUGUUCCGUAUUGGGAGCAAGCCAAGGAAAUUGUACCACUAAAUGUUUCGAUCACAGGCGUCUUUACUAAAUGCAUAAAAUAUCUACAGAAACCGGAGAAACCUCAGAAUCCAGACCUUAUAAAUAAAAUUAAAGAAUAUAAUACAACUGGACUCGAUGUCUUUAUUCAGUCGAACAACUAUAAGGGAAAACAUGGCGUAUUCCUGCAUGGAGACUGUUGGAGUAAUAAUAUGUUAUUUAAAUUUACGGAGACUGGUGUGUCAGAAGAUUUGAAAUUUAUAGAUUUCCAAACAUGCAAAGUUGGAUCAGCUGUUUACGACCUGUCCUAUUGCAUUUAUUCGGGAGGAAGCAAAGAAGUUUUCGAUAAUCUUGAUCAUUACCUCAACUUAUACCACAAAAAUCUAGUUGAUACCUGCACGGUAAUGGGAUGUGACGAGUUCAUUUCCUUGGAAGAAUUAAAACAGGAAUGGAAGGAUUACUCCAAGUUUGGAUGGAUCAUGGCAAUGGUAAUUCUAAGAGCAAAAUACGUCAAAGAUGAUGCCAAACUGGAUUUGUAUUUGAUGUUGACUGAGAUCGAAAAGAGGGAUUACAAGAAGCAUUUGGAAGAGGCAGAUGAAGAAGAAAUCGAGAGGAGAACAGUGCCAUUACUUGAACAUAUGUACCAAAAUGGAUUUAUAUAAGUAGGAUAAAAGAUUUUUAUGUUUUAAAAUAUCCCUUUUUAUAAAUUUUUAUCGAAUUCUAACCAUGUAAAAAUUUCUUUAUCAAAUCAACUGCAAUUUAGUAAGUAUGUUGAAAUGUUAAUUACUUUUAGUAAAAUGUUAAAGUGCUUGUUGCGUUUCUAGUCCAUUAUUUAAUAAAAAGUACCUAGUUGUAAGUUAGUAAAACGCAUAUAAAUGUGGGAUAUUUUGUUUUUUGUGUAUAUGUAUUUUUUAACAUUUGUCAGUAUAUUUUAUAAAAUUCACUAAUAAAUUUUUAUGAAAUAAA
This is a messenger RNA of Diabrotica virgifera virgifera (western corn rootworm), 1801 nucleotides long. RefSeq lists its product as uncharacterized. Lineage: Eukaryota; Metazoa; Arthropoda; Insecta; Coleoptera; Chrysomelidae. Bases 124 to 1497 code for a protein of 457 amino acids. The transcript has 3 exons. The record is from RefSeq and is a predicted model, not a curated record.